Messenger RNA from Scedosporium apiospermum, 1284 nucleotides. RefSeq lists its product as uncharacterized. The record is from RefSeq and is a predicted model, not a curated record. Bases 1 to 1284 code for a protein of 427 amino acids. The transcript is spliced from 6 exons. Lineage: Eukaryota; Fungi; Ascomycota; Sordariomycetes; Microascales; Microascaceae.
AUGCAGCAACCGUGCAUCGCUCUUGGAGCUUCGAAUGGUCACAGCUCCCAGCCAGUGUGGGGCCCGUUUCCCGUUGCGCCUUCCAAGAUCCGCCCUCGCAUUCUGCAGGCUGCUCAAAAUCGCCAGCGGGACGCCAGCUGGCUAGCUCCGACGUUGCCCAGGAAUGACGUUCUCCCAAUCAUCAUUCGUGGGUCUCCGCAUGAAACGCGCCGGUUCUCGGAUCGCCAAAUGAACGGUACAGAUGAUCCUCCGCCGAAUCUUAGCCAGGACGAGAUCGAACCCAUUGAACGGGCAGCCGCUGUCGUCACACCACCUCCUCUCCCUUCGCCGACACUUUCGUCUCCUGUCUCGCUCUAUCGCCUCGGCAUCUCGCCAUAUUCCAAGCAGUUCUCAUCCCCACGCGCCCCAGGCCCACCCUGGCUCAAGUCGCCCUCAGUCGAGAUAGGACACGACACGAGUUAUGAUGACCAGGCUGACGACCACGACCAGGCUGACGAUAGCCAAGACUACGAGCACGAACAAACGCACGAACAAACGCACGAACACGCUAACGAUGGAGACGUGGAAAGCAACGCGGCGGAGCACUCUGGUGAUAGCCCAUCAUCAGAAGACCCCAUCGCACUAGAUAGCAAAGAUGUCCUCCUUCAACGGCUCGGCGACCUCAUGCAGCGCCUGAAUAGUGACGACACCAGCUUCAAGGAUGAGAACCUUUCCGCGCUCCACUCUAAGGUGGACGAGAUGGAAGAUGUCCUCGAGGGGAGUCCGCAUCCCCUCUUAAGAUCUCAAGUCUCCGACCUCACGAACGCCAUUGCGGAGGCACCGCUUUUGAAACCUCCAGCCGAACGGAAACCGGUUCAAAUUCGGAGGCCGAAGCCCGCAAUCUCCGCCGAGGAUGCCAGUCGAAUUGCCCAGGAGGCUGAGGAGCUAAGUGAGCAUCUGACCUCCAUCAUCUCCCGGCUCCAGUCUCGCCAGGAGGAAUCAGAGCAUAUCCAUGCACUUCUCAUCGAUAGAGCCGAGCGAGCGGCGCAGCGCAUUAUCGUUCUCGAAGAUCACGUCCAAAACCUGCAAGCAAACCUCCACGAAUAUGACACCGAACUCGCAAGUCUCCGCAUUGCCCUCAAAGCUAUCGAGGUGCAGUGUCCGCCUCCCUCCAACAUGGAUGAGGACCUUAGGCGAAGCAUACAAAAGUGGAAGGCCGACUGGAAGAGCGUUAAGGAGAAGCGUGCCUCUCGCUCCCUGCGCGAGUCGUCCUUCCUCUCAUCCGCCCCAGCUACCCCUCGCUGA